UUCUUACCUGUGUGAGCUCUCUAGGGUUUUAGAAGCUGUAUAAGGAUAUUUCAAGUUUAGGGCCGCACAAGAUAAUGGAUGGCGGAUCUGCUGCAGAUUCCAGGCUUAUAAGAUCUGGAAGUGCUGUUGAGAGCGCAAGCGUGAGGAGUAGUUGUAGUAGAUGGAAGCCAACCGACAAUCAGAAGAGAAUAUUGGAGUCUCUUUUCGCGAAUGGAACGAGAAAGCCAUGUUUGGAGGAAAUAGAGCGCAUUACUGCAGAUCUGCAGGGGCAUGGUCCUCAUGUGCAAGGCAAGAACGUCUUCUACUGGUUUCAGAAUGCCACUGCCAGAGAGAAACGGAUGAAAGAAUCAUCCUCAAGAUUGCCCUCAGUAUUCAAGGCGCGAAAUUGGACUUCUCUUUUCCGUUCGAAGAAGAGGUCAUCUGAGAAAAGCUAUGUAGAGGAAGAAGAAGAUCGCCGGUAUUCAUCGGUAGAUCCGUCUGACGUGAGAACUUUGGAAUUAUUUCCUCUGCAUCCCGGGUUUCAUAAACAGAAUCCAAAUAAUGAUAUUGCUGCGGUGUUACCAAUCGUAGUAUGGGAUGAUGGAAUGUAUCUUCUCAGUUAUAGUUUUCGAUGA
Molecule: messenger RNA, 614 nt
Organism: Cryptomeria japonica (Japanese cedar)
Lineage: Eukaryota; Viridiplantae; Streptophyta; Pinopsida; Cupressales; Cupressaceae
Product: WUSCHEL-related homeobox 4-like
Exons: 5
Coding region: 75-614 (179 amino acids)
Biological process (GO): plant organ development
Molecular function (GO): DNA binding; DNA-binding transcription factor activity
Source: RefSeq, a predicted model, not a curated record